CGGGGCGUGUGGCUCGGGCCCGAGGCCGAGGGCUUUGAGGGGCGUGAUACCAUGGAGGAGGGGGAGGUGGUACCUCAGUUGGAGACUCCAAACCGAGCGACUGUGACAGUGACUGAUUCGGAGAAUGUGAACACUGAGCCGAGCACACUGCUACACAAGAUCAAAGGCUCCAUCAGCAAGAACGUUCAGCUGAAGGUGGAUAACGUUCUGCAAGAUGUUAAAGUGUUCUCGGACAUAGAGAAGCUUUACCUGUACCUGCAGCUGCCUUCCGGCCCCAGCCAUGGGGACAAGAGCUCCGGUGUCACCGGCAGUGACCAGUUCUCCUCCAGCACCGCUGACCAGAUGCACGCCUGUAACUGGAUCCGGAACCACCUGGAGGAGCAUCCGGAUACCUGCCUGCCGAAGCAGGAUGUGUACGACGCCUACAAGCGAUACUGUGACAACCUCUCUUACCGACUCCUGAGCGCAGCCAACUUCGGCAAGAUCAUGAGGGACGUCUUCCCUAACUUCAAGGCGCGGCGGUUAGGAGGGAGAGGUCAAUCCAAAUACUGCUACGGUGGGAUCAGGAGGAAGACCGUGGUCAACAUGCCCUCCCUCCCCAGCCUGGAUCUGAAGCCACAGGAGCCAGUGGAAGCGAAGGAAGCUGGCAGUACGAAGCAGGAUGAGGUGCUGAUGUCAGCAGCCAUCAGCCUGAUCUGUGAGUGGGCGCAGCGGGUGCUGAUGAGGCAGUUCGAUACGGUGGUGGACCUGGCCUGCUUCCUCGUGAAGGAGCACCUCAUCAGCCCCAGGACCAAGAACGCCGCCGUGGUGAUGAAGGAGCUAAAGCAUGAGAACGUUCUGAAAUCGCCAAAGGACUCAAAAUUCCGACAACAACCCAGGAACGCAGAGCAGGAGGGUGAAGAGAAAUCACCAGACUCUCAGACGGAAAGCUCUAAGGGCAGGAAGGAGGAGCGUCCGGGAGCACCGCGAGGUAAACAGCCGGCGGCCGCGGUCGACGUGGACAGUGUCAUUAACCGCUACGCCCCCAUCAAGCCCAAGACGCAGGCCAAGGGCGUGCUGACCAUCCCAGCGGCGCCCUGCCUCUCCCCGGCCGCCCUCCCCCUGCGCGUGGCCGCCCCCGUCUCCCUGGCGCUGUCGCCGGGCAACCGCCCGGCCGGGGUGGUCGUCACGGCGGCCGGGCCCCUCCCCCUGCUGAAGAACGUCGCCGUCCUCCUCCCAGGUCCCGCCGCCCCGCCCCCACCCCAGGAGCCCCUUCCCCCUCCCCCGCCCCCCAAGGUCGAGCGGCGUUGCCCCCACCCCGCGCCCAGGGGCUCCACCCCCACCAAGCGGCCGGCCCCGGGCGGGGCGCCAGCCUCCAAGAGGAAGCGGGGGCGCCCCCGCAAGGUGGUGGCCCCUCCAGCUGAGCCCGGGCAGCCCCCACCUCCCCCUCCCUGUGCCGCCCCCUCCUCCUCUUCGCCCCCCAGCGCCAACCCGCCCCCCGCCCGGGCCAGCGCGCCAACGGAGCAGGAGGCCCGCAAGACGUCGGUGAUCCGCCCGGUGUGGUGGGCUGGGCACCCGGGGAGCAGGAGGACCCGGUCUCCCCCUCACAAAGCCCCCGCCCAUCCCCCGUGACAGCGGCUCGUUUCCCCACCCCACCCCACCCUCCUGUCGUCAGCUGGCCGAGAGAGAGAGAGAGAGGAGGAGGGGGCACAGAAGAGCACACCUGACGUGCGCACAGCAGCAGGUACCACUCUGGGCCUGGGCCCCGGUUCGACAUCCUGGAGGGCCCCACCCGAGUUGACUUUCACCGUGCCAGUGUUCAGCGGACUGUCGGGAGUGGUGACCUGCCGAAAGACACUCGUUCUUCUUUUUUUUGUUGUUUAUUUUUCCCGUUUCCUCCGCUUUUAUUUUUGACCUGUUGCUAAUUUUGAUAACUUACACAUCCUAAGGUUGCUGUAAAUACUUUACCGAAAGAUAAA
Hemiscyllium ocellatum (epaulette shark) is the source of this 1958-nucleotide messenger RNA. RefSeq names its product regulatory factor X, 5 (gene rfx5). NCBI's taxonomy places the organism in Eukaryota, Metazoa, Chordata, Chondrichthyes, Orectolobiformes, Hemiscylliidae. The transcript has 10 exons. Bases 52 to 1611 code for a protein of 519 amino acids. Gene Ontology annotation, biological process: regulation of transcription by RNA polymerase II. Gene Ontology annotation, molecular function: RNA polymerase II cis-regulatory region sequence-specific DNA binding; DNA-binding transcription factor activity, RNA polymerase II-specific. The record is from RefSeq and is a predicted model, not a curated record.